Molecule: messenger RNA, 1448 nt
Organism: Phodopus roborovskii (desert hamster)
Lineage: Eukaryota; Metazoa; Chordata; Mammalia; Rodentia; Cricetidae
Gene: Etv2
Product: ETS variant transcription factor 2
Exons: 7
Coding region: 357-1433 (358 amino acids)
Biological process (GO): cell differentiation; regulation of transcription by RNA polymerase II
Cellular component (GO): nucleus
Molecular function (GO): DNA-binding transcription factor activity, RNA polymerase II-specific; sequence-specific DNA binding
Source: RefSeq, a predicted model, not a curated record
UGCCCAGCUGACCCCAGACCCUCCUCCCCCACCACCUUUCAUGUCACAGCAUCAAAUCCUCAAGACGGGGAACCUGCCCAGUCCCCUCACCCUAUCCCCACUACCCCGUAAGCACCCCUUAGACCUCGGCACCCCCAGCCCUGCUCUGCUCCCGUUCCCCGGAACCUUUUCCAAGCCCAAUUCAUCUCUGAAAGGGGACAGUUCCAGGGACCAGAGUACAUCCCUAAAGCAGGGGGUGCAGCUUGGCCACGCCCCCAUCCCUGCAACUUGACCCGGGCUGCGACCCCCGGCUCUGACGUCUCGGAAAAUUCCCCCCUCCCCUACUCAGGCCCCCCGGGAAGGGUCCAUGGUAUGAAAUGGGGCUGAGACCCCCCUGGCUAGGAGAGAAGGAACCUGCCAGAGAGCAAGCAGAACAAGCAUCCAUGGACCUGUGGAACUGGGGUGAAGCGUCACUGCAGGAAGUGCCUCCUGGGGACAAGUUGACAGGAAUGGAAGGAGCGGAAUUUGGUUUCUAUUUCCCUGAAGUGGCACUGCAAGGGGACACUCCCAUCACACCGAUGACCACCGAUGAUUGCUGGAAAGGGUUCCCAGAGCUGGACUGGAGCCCCGCUUUACCGCAGGAGGAAGUACCUUGUGAGGCGGAGCCGGUUGCUCACCCCCUUCCGUGGUCGCGAGACUGGACUGACCUGGGGUGCAACACCUCGGACCCGUGGAGCCCUGCUUCACAGACGCCAGGCCCCGCCCCUCCAGGCACGAGCCCCUCCCCCUUGGCUGGCUUUGAAGGGGCGACGGGCCCACAUCCUGCCACCUCGGCGGGAGGGGCCCCCUCGUGGUCGCACCCUCCGGCCGCCUGGAGCGCCGCCAGCUGGGACUGUUCCCUGGACACCAAUGGCGCCACCUAUUGGGACAAUGGCCUGGGCGGGGAAGCGCGCGCGGACUCUAUGAUGUCGUGGGGCGGGUCUGCGGGUUCGGACUACACCACCUCUUGGAAUACUGGGCUGCCGGACUGCAGCGUCCCUCGGGAGGCGUACCGAAGUCCAACAUUUAGCACGUCCUCCAAAUCCAGCCAGCAGUCUGAUCGGGCCAGCUUGACUCGCUACCCCAAAAGUAACCACCGAGGUCCCAUUCAGCUGUGGCAGUUCCUCCUGGAGCUGCUCCACGACGGGGCGCGCAGCAGCUGCAUCCGCUGGACGGGCAACAGCCGCGAGUUCCAGCUGUGCGACCCAAAAGAGGUGGCCAGGCUGUGGGGCGAGCGCAAGAGGAAGCCGGGAAUGAAUUAUGAGAAGCUGAGCCGAGGUCUGCGCUACUAUUACCGCCGUGACAUCGUGCUCAAGAGCGGUGGGCGCAAGUACACGUACCGCUUUGGGGGACGUGUGCCGGUCCUUCCCUAUCCGGAUAGCAUGGGCCACCUGCCAGGUGCAGGAAGUCAAUAAAAACACCCUGUCGAA